GCUCAGACCCAACUGAAUAGUCAAGUGAAUGCACCAAAAUGUUCCUCACAAAAGCAAUUAGUGUGUUCCUUUCGGCAGUGGUUGCCAUCACCUCUGCUGCGGACUAUUGUGCUUUACCCACCUGUCUGGAUAAGCACAUCGCCUGCAAUAACAAAGGAAACUUUAGCGAAAACUGCCCAAAGGAUUCCCGUGUGGUAAAGAUGGAACCCCAUCACAAGCUGAUCCUCACCCUCUUCAACGAACUCCGAAACAAAGUGGCCGGGGGUCAAAUAGAGGGCUUACCCAAAGCUGUUCGCAUGGCCAAGAUGUCCUGGUGCGAGGAGCUCGCUCAUCUUGCUGUACUCAACGUGAAGACCUGUGAGUCCUUGCCGGAUAAGUGCCGCAGCACCGAGCGAUUCGCUUAUGCUGGUCAAAACAACGCCAUCUUCAGCUACAGUGGAGCAGAGUCCGAGUACACAGAUGCGGAGAUCGUUAAGGAGCAGAUCGAAAAUUGGUUCGCCGAACGCUCCAAUGCCUCUCCCGAUAUCCUGGCCAACUUUCCCGAAGAGUUGCCCAACAAAAAUGUGGCCAAGUUCACAAUUGCGGUGGCUGAGAAGAACACUCAUGUGGGAUGUGCCGCAGUGCGCUUCUCAAAGGAUUAUUACAACCAUUUCGUGCUGACCUGCAACUUCGCCACCUCCAACAUUGUGGGUCAACCCGUGUACAACCCAGGCGAGAAGUCGACUUCCGGAUGCAAGAACCGCUACGGCGCCGCUUUCGACUACCCAAACCUGUGCUACGCCAAGGAGAUCUACGACAAUGAGAAGGUCAUUAACACCUCUGCUUCUUAGUCUUCUUAACUAAACCCCAAAUGGGAACCUACACUUUAUAAGAGUGUCACCAGCUGAGUGGGCAAAUAAAUAGCUAAAAGAGCAAAGACUUA
This is a messenger RNA of Drosophila kikkawai, 922 nucleotides long. RefSeq names its product antigen 5 like allergen Cul n 1-like. The record is from RefSeq and is a predicted model, not a curated record. NCBI's taxonomy places the organism in Eukaryota, Metazoa, Arthropoda, Insecta, Diptera, Drosophilidae.